GAUGUUAUCGCAGUUUGUUGCUACCGUUGGUUCCUGGUUGUGAUCAAAGAGUUUUACGGGGUGGGGUGUGACACGGAAAACGUCAUAAUAAUAAUCGAAAUAAGGAUAAAGUCCGUAGAAGAUUAUCGCAAAUUUCCUAGAGUUCUAGGGGCGACCAAGUGCGAACGGAAGAAUGACAUUCGCAGAAUGAGGGACUUCUGUAAAAGUGGAGUCAUGUAAAAAAAAUCAAUCGACACGACGUUCGUCGGGCCGGCGACCUUCGUUGUGACGUGCCAGGAUGUUUGCGUUUUAACUACAGAAACUUUCUAAUUGCUCGUCGAUUAAUUUUCUUCGAGUUUUCACGAUUUUCAGCGACAAUCAGCUGCCCUCCAACGUUUAGACCAUUUGCAUUUUAUUGAACACCAGUUGCGUUUUCACAGCUGAUCUCAAGAAAGAACUGGUACAUUUUUUCCGCGCAAAUAUGAGUGCUGUGGGUAGAAAUAAAACGGGUUCCAAUGUUCCCUUUAAUUCUGUCAGCCAUGAAAAUAAUGGGAAUAGUGAAGUUCAUGAUGAACCGGUUACCCCUGAAAUGGUUCUUCGUUUGCCUACUAUAACAGAUAAAUACCUCUGCUCACCCGAGGCCAAUAUCUAUGAUAUUGACUUUACGAGAUUUCAAAUAAGAGAUCUUGAAACUGGAAUGGUUCUCUUUGAGAUUGCCAAACCACCUGCUACUGAAAGUGAUACUAAUCAAGAGCCAGAACCCGAUGAGGAAUCAGGCUGUGAGGAUCCUAAUACUGGUCGUUUUGUUCGCUACCAAUUUACACCACAAUUUUUGAAGCUAAAAACAGUUGGAGCCACAGUAGAAUUUAUGGUUGGUGCAAGACCAGUUAACAAAUUCCGUAUGAUUGAAAGACAUUUUUUCCGUGAUAAACUACUCAAGACUUUCGAUUUCGAGUUUGGAUUUUGUAUACCUAACAGCAAGAAUACUUGCGAGCACAUCUAUGAAUUUCCAGCACUACCAGCGGAACUUGUAUCCGAGAUGAUUGCAAAUCCAUUCGAAACGCGAUCGGAUUCGUUCUACUUCGUGGACGAUCGUCUGGUUAUGCACAACAAAGCUGACUAUGCCUACAAUGGCGGCCUAGGUCACGAACUCUUUUAAUCUGUGAUCUUACCGUCAUGAAAUUGAGCCUCUCGCACAAGCAGCACUCAAUCAAGUCAAAGAUGAACACGUUGUAAAGUUGUUUGUAUUUCACGUCACCAUUGCGCGAAAUUCUUGUUAUAACCUACACGGACUUAAAAGAAAUAUAUAUGUAUAUAUACGUCUGACCGUUUAA
Molecule: messenger RNA, 1313 nt
Organism: Cephus cinctus (wheat stem sawfly)
Lineage: Eukaryota; Metazoa; Arthropoda; Insecta; Hymenoptera; Cephidae
Gene: unc-119
Product: protein unc-119 homolog
Exons: 4
Coding region: 461-1138 (225 amino acids)
Biological process (GO): cilium assembly; nervous system development; lipoprotein transport
Cellular component (GO): cilium
Molecular function (GO): lipid binding
Source: RefSeq, a predicted model, not a curated record